AACUGGGAGUGGCAGUAAACAGACUGAAGUCUUUUUUUUUUCCGAAGAAUGGGCCCAAUUUUGAACAUCACAUGACCAAACUGGAAAACAGGUUGGGGGAUGUCCUGGGUGGGCAGUGGUCACUCCAAUAGCUAUAGGUUGAUGGCAAAAUGACGUUCAUUGGUGAAAUGAGAGAAAGUUAUGAGCGUGCAAACGUAUAAUGCUAGAGAAGGCGGGCACAUUUUCUCUCCAAUUCUAUGAGUUAAGCUGCUUAUUGUUAGCAAACUACACACAUACAUUCACACUAGUUACUACUUGUACUUCACAGUAUUUUAUGUUCAAUUUGAAAUAAAAGUGACAACGCUAAUGUCAGCAAAGAGACACUUUACACACACUUGUAGUCACAUAUGUAAGAUGAAGCAUAUAGCAUCAAACAUUUGUCCGUUUUUGUCACAGGGUUUUUAAACAUCGUCCCUCAAAUGUGAUGGACAUUGAAAGUGGUGAUCUUUGGUAAAAAAUUGAAGACAUCUGGUGCAAAACAACACCGUAGACAUUAAGUACUUCUGCCAAACUGCUGCUUGUUGUCAAGUGAGUUGAGUCACUGCCAUCAUACAGUUUUUGCUCACAAGUUGAAAUAAAUCACAGAGGUUCGUAUCUCGAAAAAGUUGGGUCACUUGGAGCUUAGAUAAAUAUUGCCAUUUGUGCAGGUGGGGUCUCAUGGUGAUGCACAUCCACUUGAGAAUCUUUUAGCCCCCUCCCCACUAGUCAUGAGUGGCUCAAAGUCAGACAUCCUGUGGUCUCCCCACCACCCGGACCGCUACGUCAUAUGCGACUCGGAGCUGGGCCUCUACCGCAUUGGUCCGGCGGGAUGUGCCGAGCUCAAGGCCGGUACCGUGCCCCUCUCUGGAGAGACGGCGGCCACCUUACUAGCCAUCAACUCAGACACGCCCUACAUGAAGUGCGUGGCCUGGUAUCCCAAACAGGAGCCUGAGUGCCUGCUCGCUGUGGGCCAGGCCAACGGCCGGGUGGUGCUCACCAGCUUGGGUCAGAGCCACAAUUCGGCAUGCAAGGAGUUGGUGGGCAAGGAGUUUGUGCCCAAACACGCCCGUCAGUGCAACACGCUGGCCUGGAACCCGGUGGAUAGCAACUUGCUGGCGGCCGGCUUGGAUAAACACCGAGCCGACUUCUCGGUGCUCAUAUGGGACAUCAGCAGCAAGUUCUCCCCGGAGGCCAGCGUCUCCGCCGAGAAGAUCCGCCUCUCCUCUUCCGACUUGGACCCGAGCUUGGUCGUGACCAAGCCGCUGUAUGACCUGGGCCAAAACGACGCUUGUUUGUCCCUCUGCUGGCUCCUCCGGGACCCCAAACUCCUCUUGGCCGGCAUGCAUCGGAACCUGGCUGUGUUCGACCUGAGGAACACCAGCCAGAAGACUUUCGUCAACACCAAAGCCAUCCAGGGGGUCACGGUGGACCCCCACUUUCCUGACCGUGUGGCCUCUUUCUUCGAGGGUCAGGUGGCCAUCUGGGACCUGAGGAAGUUCGAGAAGCCCGUGCUCACCCUCACCGAACAGCCCAAGCCUCUAACCAAGGUGGCCUGGUGUCCGACUCGCACAGGCCUGCUGGCCACGUUGACCCGCGACAGCAACAUCAUCCGUCUGUAUGACAUGCAGCACACGCCCACGCCCAUCGGAGACGAGACCGAGCCCACCAUUAUCGAGCGCAGCGUGCAGCCCUGCGACGGCCUGAUCGGCACCUUUGCCUGGCACCCGUCCAGGCAGAACCGCAUGGUGGUGGUGUCGGCCACCAACCGCGCCAUGACCGACUUCACCGUCUUUGAGCGCAUCUCGCUGGCAUGGAGCGCCACCACCUCAUUAAUGUGGGCCUGCGGACGCCACCUUUAUGAGUGCGCCGAGGACGGGCCGGAGGGCGCCCAGGGUCUCCUUGAGCAGGAUAUCGCUACCAAGAUGAGGCAGAGGGCUCAGUCCAGAUAUGGACACGACACCGUCCAGGUGUGGAGGAACCACCUGCUGGCGGGGGGCAACGAUUCCCAGCUCAAGUCCCUGUGGUUUGACCUCUUCUAUAUGAAGCAGUGUGCUGAGGAUGCCGAGCUGAAGCUACAGGGGAACAAACAGGCCAUCGUCUAUUCCGGUAUCAAGAAUAUUGUCAAGACCAGCUCAGCAGGCACCACAGAGAGCCGCAAGUGCUGGAGUGGCUCGGAGCGUCAGACGGAGGCGACGCGUUUCCACAGCGAGGAGCGCGGCCUGGCCCUGCGCCUCUGCGGCUGGAUGGGCCGGGCGUCCGACGUGGACGUGGAGCCCUUCCUGCGCUCGCUGGAGCAGGAGCGCGAGUGGGAGCGAGCCGCAGCUGUGGCCCUUUUCAACCUGGACAUCCGCAGAGCCAUACAAAUCCUCAACAGGGGAGCCAUGGCCGAGAAGGGUGACCUGAACCUGAAUGUGGUGGCCAUGGCGUUGUCGGGAUACACGGACGAGAAGGCCUCGUUGUGGCGGGAGAUGUGCAGCUCGCUAAGAUUGCAGCUCAACAACCCCUACCUUUGUGUCAUGUUCGCCUUUCUCACCAGCGAGCCGGGAGCCUACGACGGCGUGCUGUACGAAAGCAGCGUGGCGGUGCGUGAUAGAGUCGCCUUUGCCUCCAUGUUUCUCAAUGACGCUCAGCUUCCUCGCUACGUGGACAAACUGACCAAUGAGAUGAAGGAAGCAGGCAACCUGGAGGGCAUUCUGUUGACGGGCCUAACCAAGGAUGGCGUGGACCUGAUGGAGAGCUAUGUGGACCGGACUGGAGACGUCCAGACGGCCAGCUUCUGCAUGCUCAAGGGUUCUCCAGGGGAGGUGCUGAAGGACCCCCGAGUUCAGUGCUGGAUCGAGAACUACCGCAACCUGCUGGACGCGUGGAGGUUUUGGCACAAGCGGGCCGAGUUUGACAUCCAUCGAGGAAAACUGGACCCAACCUCCAAACCUUUGGCCCAGGUGUUUGUCAGCUGCAACUUCUGCGGCAAGUCCAUCUCGUACAGCUGCGCUGCCAUGCCCCACCAGGGCCGCGGUUUCAGCCAGUACGGCGUGAGCGGCUCACCCACCAAAUCCAAAGUGACCAGUUGCCCGGGAUGCCGCAAGCCGCUACCACGCUGCGCCUUGUGUCUCAUGAACAUGGGCACGCCCGUGUCCAGCUGCGCCGGGACGGGAAAGUCCGACGACAAGGUCGACCUGACAAGGGAGAACAAACUGGCUCAGUUCAACAACUGGUUCACCUGGUGUCACAACUGUCGCCAUGGCGGCCAUGCUGGACACAUGCUCAGCUGGUUCAGGGACCACACGGAGUGCCCCGUGUCGGCCUGCACGUGUAGAUGCAUGCAGCUGGACACUACGGGCAACUUGGAGCCCUUGGACAGCAGCUGAAACACGAGCAGCCUUGUUGGACCUGCACGUCCACGAUCAAGAAGGGAAACUCAUUGAUUUUGCUGGAGUCGUCAACCUCUCAGGCACAAUGAACAAGCAGGCUUAGAUGGGCCUCUCGCAAUCUCACCUGAAUCAGGCUUCAGUAAAGAACCUUAAAAAAAAACAACAAAAAAAUGUGAAUCUCUGUGCCAAACAUUCAUUUAACAUUCUAGAAGUCAAUAGAGGCAAAUUUUGACAAAUGUCAUCACACAUUAAGGAAAUGUUUUUUGUAUGCAAUCAAAACUAUAUUUGUUCAAGAAAAGUCAAUGUUAGGCUACCCCCCCCAAAACAAAAGUAGUUUUUAGCCUUGAAAGGCUGUUUUACCUCAAAACAGUUGAACCCCAUUGUGAAAUGAAUCGUGACCCCCAUUUUCCUAUUAAAACACCAUAUUCACUCACAAAAAGUCUACGCGAGGCUAUGCAAAGGUUUAGUUUUGAUACUCACUGCUGCUGAAAUGAUACAUUUUUAUUUAAACUGGUUCUGAGAUAUUACAAGAAGUCAUGCGUAGAGUCAUAUUCACACAUAGUAGGCCACUGCAUUACCUUAAAAAUCUGUUUUAAUAUGCAACUUUCUUUUCCCCCAAAAUAUGACCUUUGUUGGCACUGAAGGAUGGUACCUCAGAUGAAGCACACUUUUUUUUUUCUUAACUUGGCAUUUUAAACAUUUUCAAGGGAGGGUUGUGGGACGGGGCGGGUGAGGGGGGACGCAUUGAGCGACCCACUCCAGGCUUGCGCUCCAUGAAAAGAAUCUCCAUGGAAAACAGCAGCUGCUCGGCACUUGGACAAGAAGAUUGCCCCCCACCCCCUCACCCUCUUACAUCCCCUCGAUUCUUAAUACAGAAGCUCAGCUGCCCAUUGAGUGAAAAACACAACCUUACACCCUCUCUUUCUUUCACACUCCUUCCAGUGCCCACAUUGCCCCUCGAAACUAUGCAUCAUCAAUCCGAGGACGGGCGCCGUCUGCUCUGGCAUUGUAGCUGUUUUUUUUUCUUCUCCCUCCUCUCCCCUCUCACUUUUUCUUUCUCUGCAACCAACACCAAACAGGCUAGAACUGGAUAAAUCACUUUAGUCACGGACAUGCGGAUCUUGGAACCAUCAUAUCCCCACGUGGCCUUAAAUGAGCAUUUUGGGCAAGAAGAGCUGACAAAUUUGAUCUGAAGAAUGGCAAUUUGAAUGUCACAACCUUUGUUUCUGAGCUUUUUUUUUUUUAAUGCCCUUUAAAUUAUGAUGUGUUUUAUCUGGCAAAGUACUGUGUAGCGGAUGCAAAAGGAAAUGAGCAACGUGAAUGGCCAUGAAAACUGGAAAAAUUGAGAUGAGAACAAAAGUGGACUAUUACAAGAAUUGCAAAAGUGUAAAACAGAAUUUUUGUUUGGUUCAACCUAGUUUUCCAUGUCAAGUUGAUGCCAUAUUUUUUUUUUCCAUUGAAACUUUUGUGCACAAAAUAAUUCAUAGUUGAACACAAAAAGUUGUAUUUUGGAACAAACAUGCUAUACCUUGCCUUAAAAAGCAUGUCGUGUUACUAAAGUAAUAUAUUUUACCAUAAAAGACGUUAGCCUCAUAAAACAUUUUGUCACUAAAACUAGUUAAAACUUUAGUUUCACUGCCAUGUAGAGUAGAUGCAAUGUUUUGCCCUUAAAUCAUUUUUUGCCCUAAAAAUAGAGUAAUAGACCACAAACUAUUGUAUUUUCACACAAAAGUUAAACGUUUUUGGCAAUAUUUUAUUGACAAAAAUUAUUUAGUCCGUCUGGAAAGUUGUACUUUCCUCAUAUAAAUUUAAAUUGUGCACACUAAUAUGCAAUAGCUGACCUCACUGGGUUAUAUUUUGAUACAGAAGUACAAUAAUUGUCCCCGUUAUGGUGUGCCAAAAUGACAUUUGAUUAGGAAAGUGGU
Molecule: messenger RNA, 5314 nt
Organism: Hippocampus comes (tiger tail seahorse)
Lineage: Eukaryota; Metazoa; Chordata; Actinopteri; Syngnathiformes; Syngnathidae
Gene: mios
Product: missing oocyte, meiosis regulator, homolog (Drosophila)
Exons: 11
Coding region: 747-3386 (879 amino acids)
Biological process (GO): cellular response to amino acid starvation; positive regulation of TORC1 signaling
Cellular component (GO): cytoplasm
Molecular function (GO): protein binding
Source: RefSeq, a predicted model, not a curated record